CACAUUUCUCUUCUCACCCAUACCCAACUUUACAUUACACGUUCCCCAAAUUUUUGUUGCCCCAAUUGACCUAAAGACCAUUGGGGCUGCUCUUUAUCACCGGCCACUUGAAGUUCAGACCUGGGAGGUGAUCAUGAAAAAACGGAAAAUAAAAAUAUGCGCAUGAACCACGUGCGAGUCUCCCUACAAUUCUGGCAGUGCGCAGAGAAGCAACAACGGCUCUCCGAUCCCGAACAUCUCAGUCGUACCCACUUCACCAGAAACUUGCCUUUCCAGUUAUCGUUCCUCGAAAUCAUAGAAGACCCGCUAUUUUGCUGCCUCGAACAAGCACAAAACCACAAAAUCGCCCUCUAACGGUCACAGCGAAGAUGAAGUCACGAAUCGAAGGCGUGAGCGACGAGUUGAACUCGAUUGCUUCACUGAAUCUGGAUCACGCGGCUGCUCGCAGACGGGUUAGAUCAGCUUUUUUCGAGCUUCAGCAACAGCUCGAUCAUCCACUUUUCAUGCUGGCUCCAACUGGGAUCAGAACUGAGGAGUGGUAUGAAAGGAAUUCGAGGGGAAUGGAAAUUUUCUGUAAAAGCUGGAUGCCUGAAGCUGGUGUGCGAAUGAAAGGUGCAGUGUGCUUUUGCCAUGGUUAUGGUGAUACUUGCACUUUCUUCUUUGAAGGCAUUGCCAAGCGAAUUGCUGCAUCAGGCUAUUGUGUCUACGCCUUGGACUAUCCUGGUUUUGGUCUUUCUGGAGGACUGCAUGGUUACAUCCCAAGCUUCGAUGAGUUAGUUGAUGAUGUUAUUGAACAAUAUACAAGAAUCAAAGGAAGGCCUGAAUUGCGAGGGUUGCCGCGAUUCAUAUUGGGUCAAUCAAUGGGUGGAGCUGUUACCCUCAAAGUUCAUUUAAAGGAACCACGUGAAUGGGAUGGAGUCAUUCUUGUUGCACCAAUGUGUAAAGUUUCAGAGGAUUUGAUGCCUCCAGCUGCAGUUAUGAAGGUGCUAACCUUUUUGUCUAAAGUCAUACCAAAAGCAAAGCUUUUACCUGAGAGGGAUCUAGCUGAGCUCAUGUUCAGAGAACCUGGGAAGAAGAAAAUGGCUGUCUAUAAUGUGAUAUGUUAUGAGGACCGAAUGCGAUUGAAGACUGCGAUGGAGCUUUUAAAGGCCACAAAUGACAUUGAGAUGCAAGUGGACAAGGUUUCGUCUCCACUGCUUGUUCUUCAUGGAGCAUCUGAUAAGGUAACCGAUCCUUCAGUGAGCGAGUUUCUUUAUAAAAAAGCCUCUAGCAAGGACAAAACUCUGAAACUCUACGAAGGUGGCUAUCACUGCAUUCUAGAAGGGGAACCUGAUGACAGAAUCGCUACUGUUAUAGCUGACAUUGUUUCCUGGCUCGAUUCACGGUGCUCGGCCAAGUAAAAGUUCAUGGCAUGCUUUCGCAGCUUCUAUCAUCUGCUUCAUGGCACCAGUGAUUCCAAUGUUGCAACUUCUUCCACUGUUUCUUUUUUCCUUAUGUAUGUAUUGAUUUUCUCCCACCAUUUCAACAUUUCAGUUGGUGGUGAUGGUUUUGUAACUGGAUUAGUUGGGUCUGAAAUUAAUAAAUAAACCAAAUUAUUAAUUACUAA
Messenger RNA from Tripterygium wilfordii, 1606 nucleotides. RefSeq names its product caffeoylshikimate esterase. Gene Ontology annotation, cellular component: membrane. NCBI's taxonomy places the organism in Eukaryota, Viridiplantae, Streptophyta, Magnoliopsida, Celastrales, Celastraceae. The record is from RefSeq and is a predicted model, not a curated record. The transcript has 9 exons. Gene Ontology annotation, molecular function: lipase activity. Bases 369 to 1400 code for a protein of 343 amino acids.